GAAUCUAUUGUAUCAAUGGUCUGCACUUCGUUAUCUCUGUUAUGUCUUUUCAUUUCGUUUGUUGUGUAUUGUACAUUUCGACCAUUAAGGAGCUUGCCGGGUAAAAACAACAUGAAUCUCAUAGUAACCCUUUUUCUGGCACAGUUGCUGUAUCUUGUCGGAGCAGGUCGAACUGAAAUAGUAGGCGUCUGUGAAGCUAUGGCAAUAUUUAUCCAUUACUUUUGGCUCGCAGCGUUCUGUGCGAUGAAUGUGUGUUCGUUUCAUAUGUUUCGUGUAUUCACGAGUAUGAGAUGCCGGGAUGAUGAAAGUGAUAUGAGAAGAAGAUUUUUACAGUACAGUAUUUAUAUUUAUGGAAUGCCGGCUGUGUUAGUGACUAUAACCUUAGUAACCUAUAUAGUGUCUACUGAUGGAUCAGAUAUUGGAUAUGGAGGAGCUAUCUGUUUUUUAGCAUCUGAUAUAGCUAUAGCUUUAGCAUUCGGUAUCCCGGUGGCUAUAACCAUUGUGUCGAAUUCGUUAUUCUUCAUUAUAACUGUACGCUCCAUUCGAAACUGUCCAAAAAUAGAAAAAAGCAAACAGGACGAGCAACAUGCCACUGUCUAUAUAAAGUUAUCAACACUUACUGGAAUAACAUGGACUCUUGGGUUCCUGGCAAUAAUUACAGGAAAUCAGGUUUUAUCUUAUUUAUUUAUACUGAUCAAUGCCAGUCAGGGUAUUUUUCUAUUCAUUUCAUUUGUAUGUAAUGAAAGAAUC
Molecule: messenger RNA, 750 nt
Organism: Lottia gigantea (owl limpet)
Lineage: Eukaryota; Metazoa; Mollusca; Gastropoda; Lottiidae
Exons: 1
Biological process (GO): G protein-coupled receptor signaling pathway; cell surface receptor signaling pathway
Cellular component (GO): membrane
Molecular function (GO): G protein-coupled receptor activity
Source: RefSeq, a predicted model, not a curated record